Molecule: messenger RNA, 597 nt
Organism: Fusarium pseudograminearum CS3096
Lineage: Eukaryota; Fungi; Ascomycota; Sordariomycetes; Hypocreales; Nectriaceae
Exons: 3
Coding region: 1-597 (198 amino acids)
Source: RefSeq, a predicted model, not a curated record
AUGCUCGCGCCUCAACCUGACUAUGUCGCAUUCCACCCAUCAGAACGGAAGAAUCAAAGACGUCUGUUUCAUGACAACUCGAAAUUCCUCAACUGCAUCAGGUCUGGCGACGGAGAGCACUGCGAAUUUCUGAGGGCGGCGCAACAGAAGGCUACGACCACUACCUGUGCCUGUGUGAUGGCGAACGGGCAAGGUGGCCCGAACCGUGUUGGUUUGAUCAAUGUCUACGAAGAGGCUAUUAUAGCCGAGCGUCUGAAGGUAGAGAAGCGCAAGGAUGCCAUCGACGACUCCGAAGCGAUUAUACGAGUUUACGACAGCACGCGAACCAUCCUGGCAGAAGAUCCCACCUUUGAUGACAUAAAAGACAUGUGGGUGUCCCUGAUUCCUAACAAGCGACAUCAACAAGCGACAUCUUGGUACCAAUGCCAAGCCUCAACAGUGACAAUCCAUGACAAGGAUCUCCGAUGCAUCGGCCACUGUAACCCUCCAUGCAUCUCCACCAAAUUCAGCUCCCGUCCCCCGUCCGCCUUGUCCGCCCCGGUAGCCCGGUCCCCCGAUAUCGCCAGCACCCAAGACACGCAACAGCAGAUCACUUAA